AUGAUGGGUUUCAUACGACAUCUACAAGCACGUCUGACUGAUUAUCGUUGGCGAUUUGCUCCGGCCGUUUAUGCACGACUCGCCAGGAGUGAUCGUAGCGCUAUACCUCUCACAGUGGACAUUCCUAAGGAAGAGGUCGAUCUGUAUUUGCGAAAUGUACUAGAACUGCUUGCGAGGGAGUUUUACGAUAUCAACUUCGCUAAAGGAGUUCCGCAACACAAACGAGAACAUGCCUGGGAUGUUUUGGAGAAGUAUCUAGGCUUCCUACUCGUUAGGCGGCCAAGUACAAUAAGCGGAGCUGGGAACGGUGUUUUUGUUGAGAAAGAUGGCAACGAUGUGCGAUUAUCUCGUCGAAUACAUCGUUCAUGCUGUUAUAGAGACCUUGCUCCUGACGUCAGCGACUUGACAUGGCUUGAGGAUGAGCCUUUCAACUAUCUGAACAUGGGUCAGUACAUCAACAACGAACCUGGGCCAAAUCUGCACAAUGUUCAGUAUUUCGAUUUGGACAUUUACAACUGGCCACAAAGGCUGCGGAAGUUUCUGCCAUUCGUCGCUUAUUCACCCCAUCGAACAGCACCACUCCGGGUAGUGGUUCUGAUUUCAGUGAGGGAAAUCGUUGAAGGCGAAGAGUUGUUUUCGGCUUAUAUAUCAAAGUAA
Molecule: messenger RNA, 657 nt
Organism: Cooperia oncophora
Lineage: Eukaryota; Metazoa; Nematoda; Chromadorea; Rhabditida; Trichostrongylidae
Source: the annotation of a GenBank genome assembly